AUUCACUUUGAGGGACCGACGUGCGUCUCUACCGUCUCCUGCAAACUUUUUAGUUUGUCCCUUUCACUGAAAGGAAAUUGGAGCUGUUUCGAAUAGUUAUUGAGCAUUUUUUAUCUCAUCAAUAUUUCUUAAACUUACAUUUAAAAAUACUCUCUAAAUCAGACGAAAUGUCCUAUGAACUUGGGACGCUGAUGCAUCAACGAGACAGAAAGAGAGCCGCAUAUCUGUUCAGGACGAAGAGUUUGGGAAAGAAUAGUAUCCAGGAAAAUGAAGAACUUUUAGGAUCUUUUGAACCAGACUGGAGCAAAUUCGAAAAUGUUUUUAUGGAAGAACUCCUACCUAAAGACAUUAGCAAACAAGGACAAAAGAGAACUUCACAGUUUAUUCUGGAGGUUGUUGAUAUACUGAUUGAUUACAUAAGGAAAAGUAAUGAUAGAAGUACGAAAGUUUUGGAUUUUCAUCAUCCUCACUCUUUGAAGGAGGCGCUCGGUCAUUGCUUGAAUCUUGAUGAAGACCCCAGAGAUUUGGAACAGAUUCUAAGCGAUUGUAAAGAAACCCUAAAGUAUUGCGUAAAAACCGGGCAUCCUCGUUUCUUUAAUCAAUUAUCAACUGGCUUAGAUAUGAUAGCAAUGACUGGAGAAUGGUUGACUGCCACUGCUAAUACUAAUAUGUUCACAUACGAAAUAGCUCCAGUCUUUACUCUUAUGGAGGAGAUAGUCUUGACAAAGAUGAGGGAAAUAAUAGGAUGGCAAGAGGGAAAGGGAGACGGUAUUUUUGCACCUGGUGGAGCCAUUGCAAAUUUGUACGCUGUUCUGGCUGCUAGAUAUCGUAUUUGUCCAGAAGUAAAGGAAGAAGGUAUGAGAGUUUCGCCAAGACUCAUAAUGUUCACUUCGGAGCACAGUCACUUUUCUAUCAAAAGGAAUGCUGCAAUUCUGGGAAUUGGUACCAAUAACUGUAUUGCUAUAAAAACUGAUGCGCAAGGUAAAAUGAUACCAGAAGAUUUGGAAAAACAGAUAGAAAUUGCUAAAGCGAGUGGAGGAGUUCCAUUUUUUGUAUCGGCAACUGGUGGUACUACUGUCUUGGGAACUUUUGAUCCAAUUAACGAAAUAUGCGAUGUUGCUUUUAAGCACGGGCUAUGGAUGCAUGUAGACUGCGCUUGGGGAGGUGGCGCCUUACUUUCGAAGCAAUAUAAGAAACUGUUGAAUGGUAUAGAACGAGCAGAUUCUGUUACUUGGAAUCCUCAUAAAUUAAUGGGAGCUACUCUUCAGUGCUCUGGUAUACUAUUAAAGGAAAAGGGCAUAUUGGAAAAUUGUAACUCACUGAGAGCAAAUUAUCUAUUCCAGCAAGACAAACACUAUGAUAUUUCCUACGAUACCGGGGAUAAGGCAAUCCAGUGUGGAAGACACAAUGACGUGUUUAAGCUAUGGUUGAUGUGGAGAGCUAAAGGAGAUAUUGGUUUUGAAUCUCAAAUUGACAGAUUAAUGGAUUUAUCUAUAUAUCUACAGGGACAGCUGAGGGAAAGAGAAGGUUUUGAGUUUGUUAUUGAAGAGCCUGAAUUUCUAAACGUUUCUUUCUGGUAUGUUCCGAAAAACAUGCGCCACAUGCCAAAAGAUUCUCAGAGAGAUGUCUUACUUGAUAAAGUGGCACCAAAAAUCAAAGCUAUGAUGAUGGAAAGGGGGACAACUAUGGUUGGUUAUCAGCCUCUUGGCGAUUUGCCCAAUUUUUUCCGGAUGGUAAUUUCUAAUCCAGCAACAAUUCCUGGCGAUAUUGAUUUCCUAAUAGAUGAAAUUGAGCGUUUGGGGGAGGAACUAUAG
Dimorphilus gyrociliatus is the source of this 1814-nucleotide messenger RNA. The record is from the annotation of a GenBank genome assembly. NCBI's taxonomy places the organism in Eukaryota, Metazoa, Annelida, Polychaeta, Dinophilidae.